Molecule: messenger RNA, 3868 nt
Organism: Salvelinus fontinalis (brook trout)
Lineage: Eukaryota; Metazoa; Chordata; Actinopteri; Salmoniformes; Salmonidae
Product: fibronectin-like
Exons: 12
Coding region: 76-2289 (737 amino acids)
Molecular function (GO): protein binding
Source: RefSeq, a predicted model, not a curated record
CUAACAAAGAAGAAGGAAGUACAUUUUACAACUCUUUUAUGUAGCUCCACCCGAGGCUUCUCGACAGCGGGAGAAAUGAGUUGUUAUGGCGAUCAGCACGCAAUGCUGUCCUUAGAUGAUGUGCUGCCCCCUCCUGGUGACAUCCAGGUCCUGUUGCUGACAUUAGAUUCUGUGUCUCUGAGCUGGAGUUCUCCUCAGGGGCUGACAGGACCACAGACAUUCAGAGUGACCUGGGGGUGUGACGGUGAAACAAGCUCAACAAGAGUGAAAGGUGGGCAUCAUCUUGAAAUAAGCAGUCUCAAACCUGGUGAAAAGUACCAGUUCAACAUGGCUACAGAGGGAGAAGAUGGAAGACAAAGCAGAUGGGUCUCAGCAUCCCUAUCCACAGUGGUCCCACCCAGAGAUUUAAAGAUGGACCAUUUGGAAGAGACCUCCUUCACUCUCCACUGGUCCAAGGCUGAAGGGAUGGAGGAAGUCCCACAGCACUUCCUCAUAUCCAACUGCAUCCCAGGAACAGACCCCCUCACAGCCAUUACUGACGACUGCUACAACACUUUCUCAAACCUGCAACCUGGCACAGAGUACACUGUUAGUGUUGCAACUGUGCUGAGCAAUGGGGAACAGAGUGAAUCUGUCUCUACAACAGUCUGCACUAUACUUCCUGCUCCAGACCAGCUGACUGUUGACUCAGUGGACACCACAUCAGCUGCUGUUAGCUGGAACCAGCCACCAGGAUUGGACCAAACCCAACAUCAUUACCAGAUCUCUUACCGCUGUUCAGGGACAGAACCACACAUCACUACCACAUCUUCACACAGCAUCACUCUCUCUGACCUGGAACCUGCGACUGAAUACUCUGUCACUGUCUGCACUGUGCUGGAAAAUGGAAAGCAAAGUCAACUGGUGUUAACAACCCUCGCCACCGUACUUCCUGCUCCACACCAGCUGACUGUUGACUCAGUGGAGACCACAUCAGCUGCUGUUAGCUGGAGCCAGCCACCAGGAUUGGACCAAACCCAACAUCAUUACCAGAUCUCCUACCACUGUCCAGGGACAGAACCACAUAUCACUACCACAUCUUCACACAGCAUCACUCUCUCUGAUCUGAAACCUGCUACUGAAUACUCAGUCACUGUCUGCACUGUGCUGGAAGAUGGAAAGCAAAGUGAACUGGUGUCAACAACCUUCACCACAGUACUUCCUGCUCCAGACCAGCUGACCGUUGACUCAGUGGACACCACAUCAGCUAUUGUUAGCUGGAGCCAUCCACCAGGAUUGGACCAAACCCAACAUCAUUACCAGAUCUCCUACCAGUGUCCAGGGACAGAACCACACAUCACCUCCACAUCUUCACCGAGCAUCACUCUUCCUGACCUGCAAUGUGUCACUCAGUACUCUGUCACUGUCUGCACUGUGCUGGAGAAUGGAAAGCAAAGUCAACUGGUAUCAACAACCCUCACCACAAUACAUUUUCAGUGGUGGAAGAGACCCUCCAGAGUUGCUGCAGUGUGUGUUCUACUGGCUGUCAUCAUAGGCCUGUGGGAUUCCUAUGCAACUGCAGAGCGAGACCAUCUACAGAAUAGUCUAAAUACCAGGACUACAGCGAGAGACCAGCUACAGAAUAGUCUAAAUACCAGGACCACUGAGAGAGACCAGCUACAGAAUAGUCUAAAUACCAGGACCACUGAGAGAGACCAGCUACAGAAUAGUCUAAAUACCAGGACCACAGAGAGAGACCAGCUACAGAAUAGUCUAAAUACCAGGACCACAGAGAGAGACCAGCUACAGAAUAGUCUAAAUACCAGGACCACUGAAGUAGACACGUUGAUGAAGAGUCUAAACACUACAACUAUGGAGCGUGACCAGCUACAGGAGGAGAUAGAAAGACUGAACUGGGAGAACAAAGGGUCCUGUCCUGAAGGAUGGAGAAGGUUUGGCUGCAGAUGUUACUACCUCUCUACUGAGAAGAAAACCUGGAAUGAGAGCAGACAGGACUGUCUGGAGAGAGGAGCAGACCUGGUGAUCAUUAACAGUGAAGAGGAACAGACAUUCAUCAAUGGGUUUAAAUCAGUCAGUUAUGUCUGGAUUGGUUUGACUGAUUCUGUUACUGAGGGGACCUGGAAAUGGGUUGAUGGCACCCCACUGACCACCCCAAGGUAUUGGUGGAGUGGAGAGCCUGGUGGUGGUACGUACCAGAACUGUGGGGAAAUCUAUUACAUAUCAUCAGGCCAAGGAGUAUGGAGGGAUUUGGGAUGUUCGUUUUCACAAGAAUGGAUCUGUGAGAAAUAGUCUUCUCAUAGUUACUUUCUCUGCACUGCUGAUUAAUGAACUCUCUACUGUAUGUUAAUGAUGGUCUGAAGACUGGUGGGAUUUGAUAGAAUGGUACUCUGAACUACAGGUAGGAGAGAAACGAACACAUGCACACAUUCAGACACACACACACACAAAAACACUGAUCCCUCUUGGGCCAAGAGCUGACACUGAUUUUUGAAGUCGCAGGUUUGGCUACCGCGUCACGUGACCAGGAGCAACAUGACUGACUAAUGUCUGCUGCACAAGCUGACACGCAAUCAAGUAUUCAUACUGUGUGUCAAACAAUGUGUAUAAAUAGGGGUAUAACAUCUGGAAUCUACAAGGACAAGACACCUCUCUCACACCUCUACAUUUUAAAGGUCUACUCCUAAACUUGAAGAAAGAAAAACUGGUGUAAAUACGACGUUGUGCCUUUUAAGACAGAGUGAAUGUUACUGUUAACAUUUGAACUCAUAUUUUGUUAACUUCCUCUCCGUGGAGGCAGCACCAGAAUGAAGGGUUGGAUCAUAAAUAAUCAUCAGUUAUCAAAACAGUGUCUAAGGUUUUGUUACUAAACUAACUGGGACAAAUCAUUGACUACAGUAGGACAGGUUGCAAUGGUCGCCAGUGCAACAAACAAGUCACGACCCCUGGUGACCUUUAAUACAGGUAGUGAUUAGAUUCAACUGUUUUGAAAAGUAGAUAUUAUUUAGCAAGUGAAUCUAGUUGUUUAAUGGUUGUAUUAUAUUUCAGAGAGGGAGAGAGAGAAUCCCAAAUGAUACCCUAUCCCUUUGUAGUGCAUUCCUUUUGGUGAGUAGUGCACUAUAAAGGGAAUGGGGUGUCAUUUGGGAUUCUCCCACAGCCAGAGAGUUAGGCAGAAUACAGCUUACUCACGAUUCACCGUGGCCAAAUGGAGGCCUGUUGAGACUCUUCAGUUGGCCAUCCCAAGAGCUGGGUGACAAAAUCACAACAAGGAAAACAAAAAGACUAUCCAAACCAACUGCAGGAAAAUAACCUGGUUGGGAGGCUACUUUCAUAUAGCUUCUCUGAUCAGUAAUCACCUGUCAAUCAUCCACACCUGAGAGUAACAGGGUUGGGGUCAAAUCCAUUUCAAAAAGGAAACACCACGUGUAUGUUUAACCAUUUCUUAGAAAAGAUUACAAUGUUCAUACAAAUAUUUACACAUGUUAAGUUUGUUGAAAAUUACCGCAGUUGACAGUGAGAGGACGUUUCUUUUUUUGCUGAGUUUAUGAGCAGUUUGGGUGCGACCGCAGCAUGUGAUCUCCUGUGUUUACAAUCGGCAGGCAUUUAGCUAUGUGGGAAUUGCAGGGAGGAACAGAGAAUGGUGGCGAUAUCAGCUAUCUUGAUCUGCACAGAUGAGCUAAAUUACUUUUUACAACUGUUCCUCUGCCCUGUUUCUGCACAUCUGUUAACUGUCACAUAGAUAAGAGGAUGUCCUUUCUACAAUAGGAGAGAGCCAACUCUGUUCGUUGGGCUUUCCAACUCUGAACUAUUUCAGUGAUUGUUGAUUGCUCCAUGUUUGUAAAUCUUAUAAUAAAGUUGCUGUUAGAAGAAA